Aaosphaeria arxii CBS 175.79 is the source of this 3478-nucleotide messenger RNA. RefSeq lists its product as uncharacterized. The coding region runs from base 108 to 3143 and encodes 1011 amino acids. The record is from RefSeq and is a predicted model, not a curated record. Gene Ontology annotation, molecular function: protein binding. NCBI's taxonomy places the organism in Eukaryota, Fungi, Ascomycota, Dothideomycetes, Pleosporales. The transcript is spliced from 2 exons.
GGUAUACAGAGCGUCACUGAUAUACGCCAUUACACAAGACAUCAACGUUCUGAUCCCGCGGCUAUUUAUUGUAGUCUACUUACUUUGCCAUCUACCACAAAUGCGCCAUGUCUAGAAUAUUCCGAGAGCACGAGCGGGAGCGCGACUGGGACGCUGGAUCCUCUCACGGUAGUUCCCGCGCCUACACUACCGUCAGGCGCUACAAAAUUCCAGACAGGAGCCCAGAAGAUACUUACGGAGAUGAGGCCCGACCCGUCCAUCGAGGCCGCUCACCAUCCCGCGAGCGUGUUGAGAGGAGAGAACAUACUGUCGAGCGGGACGAUCUACUGCGACGUGAAGUGCGUGAGUACUACUACUUGGAACGCAAUGUAGAACGCUCGCAAUCCCCUCCAGGCCGCGAGAUCAUCGAGUACCGCUACGAGCCCGAGAGGGAACGCGUGAUUUACCCACCCAGGGAGUACCGUGAUACUUACGAAUCUGAGAUGCGGCUCCAGGGGGAGUGCAUUCCGGAUGUACCAGCUACAUUGGCUUCGUCGUCUCCCAUAUCAGAACAAUGUCACAAAAUGAUAGUCACGCUCAAGGCAAUCGUUGAAGGCCUCUCUUCGCCCGAUAACCAAGGUCACAGAAUCAGCAGCGCACAAGUGAGCGAUGAGUUGGAGCGCUUCAGUUUAUGGGUUGGCAAUAUCGGCGCACUCCACGCUCCGAGCUCACCUCUCUCCCUUGAAUCUCGCCUUGCCGAGGCGCAAGAAGUUUUGAAACAUGUAUUUGACUUGCUAGAUGACAUGAAUGAAGUUGCUGAAGAGUUCUCGAAUAUUAUCCACGGGGUACGCCUGGGAGACGUCGCUGUCGAAGCAACUGGAGAAAGCUCAUGCGACGAAAAUCAGAACGAAGAAACAGAACUUCUGGAAGAGAUUGGCUCAGGCAUUGCACGCCUCUUCCGUGUAUCUAGACUGAUCCGUGAAGCAGCGCCUACUGACCCUUUCACGAAAGCUCUGAGUUGUGACAAAUACCGGUUCAACGAUCAGUUUGAUAUUGCACAUGUCGGUGAGAAAUACCCCAAACUUGCUUCGGAAGACUCAUCAUGGCUUCGCACCCGCCUUGGUCGCGCAAUCACCCACCGCAGACAAUAUCUCAGCUACAUUCGAGACCAUCGGAAUAAGCUUGAAGCGAAAGUCAUGCAUGGGGGGUCUACGAUACCUGACAUGGGAACACCAGUUGCAUCUGUGCCAGGUCCCUCUUCCUCGCAGUUUGUGUCUAAUGAUGUUGCACUGGCCAUAUAUCGUGCAUCAAAAUCGAAUUUGGCAAAAGAGACGACUCCAUCCGCAAUUCCUCUUGGGACCUUGGAGUCCGACAGUGAAAGCGAUGGUGGAUCAUCCGUCAAUUUCUCUCAUUCAACUGGUGAAGACUAUGAAUCCUUACCCAGCUUUGUGAUACCAAAAUUGGAGGAUCUUACAAAAGGCUCUAUGAACGAAUUAGAGUGCCCCUUCUGCUACAAUAGGCAAAAAUUCAGGAAUGAAAGAGCAUGGCAAAAGCACGUCUUUUCCGAUCUUUGCACCUACGUUUGUGUUUUCCCUGACUGCGACGCGCCCUAUUUCGGUGACAUCGAUGACUGGUUCCGGCACGAGUUACAGAAUCACCUCGUUAGAUACAAGUGCAAGCUUUGCCAAAACAAAUCCUUUGCCAAUCAAAAGAGCUAUAUGAAGCAUAUCAGUGAGAACCAUACUGAGCUCUUGCAACUUGGGGACGAGGAUUCUGUCAUCAAAUUGGGACAAGAAUCUCUUGACGUUAUAUCGACUGAAGAUUGUCCAUGCUGCUCGGACUGGACAGCUAGACAGCGAUCACAAGUUCCAUACGAAGAAGGGUCCUCAAAAAUGCCUGUGGAAGCAGUGAAGGUUAUUCCGGCUGUCUUCAAACGUCAUCUUGCUUCUCAUCUCGAGCAACUAGCGUUAUUUGCCAUAGACAAUGGCGUUCAAGAUGACGAUGAUCUGACUGUUCUGCACAGUCUUUUGGGAGUAGAUACACAAAACAUCAAGAACAUUCCCAACGCGCAAGAAGCGUUGGAGACCAGACCCGCCGCACAACCCCAAACUAUAGGAUUAUACCAGCAACCACCAGUCUCAGGGGAACCCGACCCAGACCAUGUAAAACAUCUCAAUUAUCUUUUUGACAUGUGGCUGGCAACACGCUCUCGCAUCUAUGCAGACGAGGCGGUAGACCUGGCUGACCAAAUGUCAAGGACAGGAAGCGAAAGCUGGUGCGCCUCGGAUGCCUUAGAACCAGUACUCCUCAUGCUAUCGCAAAUAGCAAACAUCUGUGUGGAUUUUAGUUUGUGGGAAAAGCUUCAUGGUCUGGAAUUGAACUUGGUGCGGUUGAAAACUCGAUUCCUUGGACAAGACCACAGCUCUACAUUGACCUCGAUCGUUCAUCUUGAAAUAGUUGAGGAUAUAAUUGAUGUACCAUGGGAGUCUGGCAGGCACCAUAGAUCAGUUAUUCAAAGAAUAAGACAAGAAGCACGCCGGAAUGUUGACGGGCCCACGUUUAUUGCCAUGACUAAUCUGGCAUCAGAGUACCGGAAAGAAGGGAGGUGGCGGGAACGUGAGAAGUUAAUGUCUUGGAUAUUGGAGGAUCAGGAGGCAUCACGGGAUCCGUACCAUGCUAAACCAAUCUUGCGGCUCCAAAAAUCCGAAGCAACGUCUUCUCAGCUUCCGAAAAAUUACGAUGUGGAACUUCGUCGCGUGCAAAGCCUCCUGCAGAAAAAUUCCACCUUGGGCCCAAUAGAAACCCUGCAACGCAAUGAGGAACUGACAUUAGAAAUAGCCAAGGAAAUGGCCAGACGUCACGACGACAAAGCAAUAGCCGUGAAAAUUGUGCAAACACACCUGGAAAUUAGAGAACAUCAUUUGGGGGAAAAUCAUGAGUUGACCCUGGAUACCAUGUUCAAGAUUGCAAUGUUAUACAGAUCCUGGAAGGCCGAUGAGAAAGCCCGCGACUUGAUGGAGCGUUGCCUCCAGCUCAGUCGGAACACGUUUGGAUUGAAGCACGAGUUAACUAUCAAAGCAAAAGCCGAACUUGACACCUGGGAAUCCAUGGACUUAAGCGUUCAGAUGACCGAUCAGAGCUUCACAACUGGUACACACUCUUGAGUCACUUGAUUUCAAAGUCGUUUACAAUUGUGCUAUCAUUCAGCCCUAGGACAAAUCGUGGUGCCAGAAUAAACAAAUCGAGAUGCUUCAAAAGCGACUUCAGGCAGUGUUAUAUGGAGAGUGCACCCGCCACUUCACUUCACUCUUGGACCUUCGAGGGCCGAGUUCAUACAUUGCUGUAUUGUUAUAACCUCUCGAACGCGCAAUAUGUGCCAGUUGCUCGUCGUGCAUGGAAGGGCCCCAUGCGCUACCGAUUGUUGGUGAGGAGGAAAAUUGAUUGUUUAGUGGUUGGUUUGAAGAUUGAACCAGGGGUCUGUCUAUCGCGCGAGUGGUUG